Molecule: messenger RNA, 6220 nt
Organism: Podarcis raffonei (Aeolian wall lizard)
Lineage: Eukaryota; Metazoa; Chordata; Lepidosauria; Squamata; Lacertidae
Gene: DVL1
Product: dishevelled segment polarity protein 1
Exons: 16
Coding region: 159-2234 (691 amino acids)
Biological process (GO): intracellular signal transduction; canonical Wnt signaling pathway
Cellular component (GO): cytosol
Molecular function (GO): frizzled binding
Source: RefSeq, a predicted model, not a curated record
CCCGUCUCCCCGGAAAAAGUCACUUUGGCAGAUUUUAAAAAUGUCCUCAGCAACCGGCCGGUGCAUAACUACAAAUUUUUCUUCAAAUCUAUGGAUCAGGAUUUUGGCAGCUCUCCAGGGUUUCAGGCAAGGGGAGUCUCCCCCAGCCUUACUUGGCGAUGCUGAGAAUUCAACCUGGGACCUUCUGCAUACAAGACAGAUGCUCUACCACUGAGCUGUGGCUCUUUCCUCUGACUCCCACCAGCCUCGGCUCAUGUGGGAUGAUGGUUGUGAAAGAGGAGAUCUCAGACGACAAUGCAAAGCUGCCCUGCUUCAAUGGACGCGUCGUGUCUUGGCUGGUCCUGGCCGAGAGCUCCCAUUCGGACGCCGGUUCCCAAUGCACUGAGAGCCACACAGAUCUUCCUCCUCCCAUCGAGAGAACAGGAGGCAUCGGAGACUCCCGCCCCCCUUCCUUUCACCCAAACGCCGCAAGCAGCCGAGAUGGACUGGACAACGAGACGGGGACAGAGUCCGUCAUCAGCCACAGGAGGGACCGACACCGGCGGAGGAACCGAGAGGGCCACGAAGACGUCUCCCGCAUCAAUGGGCACCCAAAGCUGGACCAACACCGGGAGCACCCGCCGGGCUACGACAGCUCUUCCACCAUGAUGAGCAGCGAGUUGGAGUCCAGCAGCUUCAUCGACUCCGACAAUGACGAAAACACGAGCAGGUUGAGUAGCUCCACAGAACAAAGCACUUCAUCCCGUCUCAUCCGGAAACACAAACGUCGUCGCCGGAAACAGAAGAUGCGACAGAUUGACCGGUCGUCUUCCUUCAGCAGCAUCACAGACUCUACCAUGUCCCUGAACAUCAUCACCGUCACCCUCAACAUGGAAAAAUACAACUUCCUAGGAAUCAGCAUCGUGGGCCAGAGCAACGACCGAGGGGAUGGUGGCAUCUACAUAGGCUCCAUCAUGAAAGGCGGCGCUGUGGCGGCUGACGGAAGGAUCGAACCGGGGGACAUGCUCUUACAGGUGAACGAGGUCAACUUCGAGAACAUGAGCAACGAUGAUGCAGUGCGGGUCUUGCGGGAAAUCGUCUCCAAGCCGGGCCCUAUCAGCCUAACAGUGGCCAAAUGCUGGGAUCCUACGCCCCGGAGUUAUUUCACAAUCCCCAGAGCUGAGCCUGUGCGGCCGAUCGACCCCGCCGCCUGGAUCUCUCAUACCACGGCCCUGACGGGAGCGUACCCCCGUUACGGUAUGAGCCCCUCCAUGAGCACCAUCACCUCUACCAGCUCCUCACUAACAAGCUCAAUUCCCGAUUCGGAAAAGCUGGACGAAUCCCCUUUAACUGUUAAAAGCGACAUGGCCACCAUUGUCAAGGUUAUGCAGUUGUCGGAUUCUGGCCUUGAGAUUCGGGACAGGAUGUGGUUAAAAAUCACCAUCUCCAAUGCAGUAAUAGGAGCGGACGUGGUCGACUGGCUCUACACGCACGUGGAGGGCUUUAAAGACCGAAGGGAGGCCCGGAAGUACGCCAGCAGCAUGUUGAAACAUGGCUACCUCAGGCACACUGUGAACAAAAUCACGUUCUCAGAGCAGUGCUACUACGUCUUUGGUGAUCUCUGUGGCAAUCUGGCUGCACUGAACCUUAACAAUGGUUCCAGCGGAGCUUCAGACCAAGACACCCUGGGCCCCCUCCCGCACCCGGCCACGCCUUGGCCCUUGGGGCAAGGCUAUCCUUACCAAUACCCCCUUGCCCCUCCAUGUUUCCCGCCGGCCUACCAGGACCCAGGCUUCAGCUAUGGGAGCGGCAGCGCAGGGAGCCAGCAAAGCGAAGGAAGUAAAAGCAGCGGCUCUAACCGAAGCAACAGCGAGAAAAGCCGGAGGACCUUGGCUCGGGAUAAGGACCGCAAGUCAGCCGGCAGCGGCAGCGAAUCGGAUCCCACUGCCCGGAGCGGGGUAGCAGGGAGCGUCCUUCGGCGCGAGCGGCCGGCCAGCCAGCUCAGCCACCACAGCCGCGCCUCUGCUGCCCCCAGCGAGAGGAGCCCACACAGCCGCCAUUCGCACGGGCCUCCGGGCGUUCCUCCGCUCUGCAGCCUCCCCAAGCUGGGCCCCAAAGUCUAUGGGACAAGUGGGCCCCCUGGGGGCCCCCCUGUGCGGGAACUUGCUUCCGUCCCCCCCGAGCUGACCGGCAGCCGCCAGUCGUUCCAGAAGGCCAUGGGCAACCCUUGCGAAUUCUUCGUUGACAUUAUGUGAACAAGAAGUGCCUUCAAAAGACUCUUGUGCGGAGGGUUUGUUUUCUUGGGGUUCCUUUUUUAAGUUUGCAAAUUGACGCCGGAAAAGAAAUAGGGGUGGAGACAGAGAGGUGGGGGGGAGCUAUUCGGACUGUCCUUUGCAUGUCACGCCUUCCUGACUCUUGAUGUUUGCAAGCAAACGAGGAACAGAAAUCCUGGAAACUGAGCUAUCUGCAAAUCAGUGGAAUUUUUUUUUUUUUUUUAAUUCUCCUUCUGCUUCCCCUACCCUGACCAAUGUGAUUGAUUGGUGUUCUCUUCACAUACCCUAAUGAGCUUUGGUAUCUGUGGCAUCCUCUCCCCAGUGCAAUUAUACUGUGUUCUCAAUCAAGAAAUAGCAUUUUAUAUAGUGCUUUUAAAAAGCAACAACACACAAUUCUCCAGUCAUGCAUAUUUGCACCUUCUUUUGUUUUUUUGUUGUUUUUUAAUGUUCUGGUUACUUUCUUUCCAUCUUGGGGGCGGGGGGACCCUUCUUUUGCUAUGAAAAGGACAGUGCUAGCCAGUAGCUAUAAAAUCUAAGGUGUGUCUGCAAGUGGUGCAUUAUGGGAGUCCCGUAUCCAACCAUAAGUGAAGAACUGGCUCCGUGCCAAGGUUUUGCUACCUUUCUUCAUUUUACUAUUCAGGCCCUGUUUGCACGCUACACGAUGCCUGGAUCUACACCAUGCGAUUGCCCUAAGAAAGGGGGAAAUAACUCACUUGGUAGAGAUUUGGGCACUUUGUGCUUCUCCCUCCAUGCACUUCUUCAGGUUUGAAUUGUGCACUGGACUUCUCUGAACCAUGAAACUAUGAAGUGUCUGCCAGUUACCACAAGCAGCUGGGCCAAGAGGUCUCCUGUCCACCUUGGGCAAGUCCUGCUCCUGCCUCCGUUGUUUGCUCAUGCUCACGGUUUCUUGUUUCUCUUUGCUAAAGGGAACAAGGAGAUCCAUCUCUCAGCUCUGCUCUCUUCUCUGUGGCAUAAGCUGCUAGCAUUUGCUUUCCCCCUGCACUGAAGGCAAAAGCAGCUGAUGCCAGAGAGAAGGGAUUCAGUGUCCACCUUGCUUUCCGUAUAAGAAAGCAGGAAUAAAUUCAGCUUGGCCUUUCAUUACACCCAGUGGCUUUUCAUCUAAGCGUUUGCAAACAGCAAAAUCUGACUCUGGUUACAUACCCAAUUUAAAACAACGACCGCACUGAUAAAAAUAAAUGCGACAGCGACUGUCACGUGCCAAUAGAAGCUGAUACACACAAGAGUCACGGGGGGCUGACAGACGUUUCUGUUACCACCUGCUUCCAAAUUUGUAUGCAGGGUAGAGGGGGAAAUUCACUACCUGUUCAGUAACUUUAAGCGUCAAAAUGCACCAGUGCACCAGAGACAAUUACAUACUUGUGAUUUGUUAAGAAUAGAAUAACCCCAGGACCACCUUGAAGGAUUCACAAGGUUGGAGAGGCAUCCCUCAGGAAUACUGCAGUGAUGGGAUACAUACCCUGUUUAGAGAUGGCAUUGGACUCAAGUGGUCCCAGUCCUUGGAUGGGAAGCUUGAAAUGCCAAUCAAAUGUAGCUGUUUGUGUUCUGACCAUUGCCAAGCAAAGUACGGACUUACGGCUUGAGCAAUUCCCCAUAUCUGUGUCAUAGACCUGCCACCCAAAUGAGAAUGGGAAGCAGGGGUUGUGUGUCACUUGAUAUACUUUCCUUCACUCUGUGGUUGACCUAGGUCAGGGACAGAGAAUCCGCAGCCCUCCAGAUAUUGUUGGACUGCAACUCCAGUCAUCCUUGAUGUUGGCCAUGCUGGAUGGGGACUGAUAGGAAUCAGACUCUGAAGAACUCCGGUGGGAUACAGGUUCCGCAACCUUGCCCUAGAUAAUGCUGGAUCCUUUUUGAAAUUUAGGAUUGCAAAGUGGGUUGCUUAGCACUUCUUCAUGAUCUCUUUCAAAAACCUGUACAAUGUAUGUGGAUGUUUGAGGUUACUACUGUCUUGCAAUAGCUGGAGGUAGUGAAAAUCACUGAGCGAAUGAACUUGAAUAAGCUGGCUUUCCCUUAGGAGGGAAACCACUUAAACUUUGCCCAACCAUGUUACUGUUUGGACAGUUUCACAUCUCCCUGGUGCUGUUUUCACUUCUCGUUCUGGAGCAGGGUUGGGUGAAAUCUGUGGUCUUCCAAAUGUUGCUGGACUCCAGCUCCCAUCAGCCCCAGCCAGCAUGGUCAGUGGUCAGAGGUUGUGGCAGAUGUGGUUCAGCAGCAUCUGGAGGGCUACAGGUCCCCCAUCCUUGUCCUGGAGUGACAACCAGCUGCCGUUCUUGUUCUGCAUCUCUGCUGGGCUGUUGUUGUAGCACUUCAUAUAAAUGAUGGGCAUGAACUUCCAAGAUUGCCGCCAAAGAAGAUCAAAAACAGGCAUAAAAUUUUAAGGGUGGUGAGAGUGGUUUUGAAAACCUGUGGGGUUUUUUUCCUGACAUGAAAGCAUGCAUACAUACAUUUUCCUGCAUCUAUGAACAACGGCCACAAGACCACCAAGAACAAACCAGUUCUAGAAACAUUGGAGAAAAGCUGAGUGUGGUUGGUGCCUAUUGGUUAGUCCCCACUAGUGACACCAUGAUCACACAACACACACCUCAACUUUGUAAAAAUAUUCCUGACUCUCUUUUGGGGAGGUGAGUAAAGUGAAAGGUGGACAGGUAUUGAACGUUAUGUGAGUGCUGCUUAAAAAAUAAAUUGCAAAGCCAAAAUGCCCACCUGAUGCUUCAGUAAGAUGGACAAGGUAUAGUGUUGAUAUAGUAUUUGAUUGGCAUGGAGUGUACAUGUUCUAGGCAAAUGAGAAAGGUGAGAUGCAACUCCCAGGUUUACAAGUUGUUGCAUUCUCUGUCACAUGUAUUUUAUCUGUUUUCGCCCUAUUUGUUUCUUCCGGGCGAUUUGAGCACUUAACUGACCAUUGGUUUUAUAAGCUGUGUUGAUAGCACUGAGCCAGCAAUACUUUCCAAUGUGUGCUGUGUGCAAGCUGGCCUGUCUCUUUAUAGCUUGCUCAUCAGGAGGAAAAGGGGGGGGCGGCCUUCUCAUUCCACAUCCGUCCACCCUCCUCCCCAAAUACUCAUGUGGACUGCUGGCUGUCUUCUGUGAGGUCCCCCCCUUUCAUUUUUAAAUGAGUGUUUUCCUGUACUUUGAGCUACAGCAUCCACAGUCUGGCCUGGCACAAAUGCUGGCGGAUCGCUGGACUUCAGAAAUGAGAAUGUUUUGCACACAGCAGCAAGCUUUUUGAAGUGUCAGAAAUGUUGAUCUUUACCAAAAAAAAUUUUUAAGUCCUUUGCAGUCCUUGGACUGGUUGUAAGAAAGAGAUAUAGGCAGGUGGAUUGAAGGCAUCUGAAGUUGGUGGGGCAGUGCCCCAUAUGUCUUCAUGAACUAGCUUCUACUGUGCAUGAGGGUGAAUGAACCCAGUACUGCCCUCCUCCCGGGUUUGGCUUGGUCAUUUUGUGUCCCCGCUCUGGGAAAUGUAGCUGUACAGUGGGGAAUAGGAGGGUCUCCUAACAACACACCCCUUAAAAACUACAGCUCCCAGAAUUCUGUGGGGGAAGCUACGCCUGUCUACAGUGGUAUCACAGUGCUUUGAAUGUAUGGUGCGGAUGUGGUCUCUCCUGUACUCACUCUCACUUCCGCAUCACUUAAGGGUUUUGCUGACUUCCAGUCCACAUGCUUAUGUUUUCAAGCUCGGCUUCUCAGCGAUGAGAGCGAAAACCUCUUAAAAAUGCUUUUUAAAAAGCUGAGUGAGAAUGCAGAAUUCUAUGAUCUACAAAACAUGGCGCACUUGCUUGGCAGUUGAGUGCAAUGAAUAUACAUGGCUGUGCUUAUCAAAUUGACAGGAAAAGGUGCAAUUGCUACUAUAGCAAACUUCUGCAGCAGAAUAAACUUGCUAGCACUGAAAUUUCCAAACUGGGCUGGAGCCGUUUGGAUGGCUACUUGUGUGGCGAGAAAUAAAUUAACUAAAAUAA